Molecule: messenger RNA, 375 nt
Organism: Cooperia oncophora
Lineage: Eukaryota; Metazoa; Nematoda; Chromadorea; Rhabditida; Trichostrongylidae
Source: the annotation of a GenBank genome assembly
AUGACAGGAUUGAUCAAGAGUGCGCGGUGCCUUGGCAUAAGAGCCAGCGGCGUCAUGAGUGGACCCUUAAUAGACAUGGUUCCAGUGUAUGACGCAUCAGGUAAUCGCAUGGAGUUUAUGGGAGCUGUGAAGAUUACGGUAGAAUUAAAAGCAGGUAGAAAAGUCAAAGUGUCUUUCCACAUUAUGGAUGUCAGUGAAAAAGAGAUAUUACUGGGUACAAACUCCUUGGACCAGUUGGGUGUGAAUGUGCAUAUAUCACCAGAGCUAGAUCCGGAUAAGGACAGGGUGCCCUCAAGAAAGUUUACAACAUGGCCCAUGCAUCACACCGAUCGAUGUAUUCGGUAUUGUCACAUUUCUAAAGGAGAAAUUGGGUGA